This is a messenger RNA of Saprolegnia diclina VS20, 1539 nucleotides long. RefSeq lists its product as hypothetical. Gene Ontology annotation, cellular component: cytoplasm. The record is from RefSeq and is a predicted model, not a curated record. Gene Ontology annotation, biological process: aldehyde metabolic process. Gene Ontology annotation, molecular function: aldehyde dehydrogenase (NAD+) activity. The coding region runs from base 1 to 1539 and encodes 512 amino acids. The transcript has 3 exons. Lineage: Eukaryota; Oomycota; Saprolegniomycetes; Saprolegniales; Saprolegniaceae.
AUGCGCACCCCGGAAGCGACUGAGUUUCCAAUGCAAGCAGCGCUGAUCCCGGGCGGGUAUGCGCCGCCGCUGCUGGUGCCGACGACGACCGACGCCAUGGAUGCGAUGUUUGCGACGCUGCGUCUCUCGUUCCACGCCGGACUCACGCGGCCGUUGGCAGCGCGCCGGAACCAGCUCCAGCAGCUCCGCUUGCUCCUCACGGACGGUCUCAGGACGCUGCAAAACGCGCUGCUGGCGGAUCUGCACCUGCACCCGAAUGAAGUCUUUCUGACCCAAGUCGCAGCCUGCCUCAGCACAAUCCAAGACCACCUUGACCACCUCGCUUCCUGGGUGGCGCCGCACCGCGUGAGCACCAACUUUUUCAACAUGCCCGGGUCGUCGUACGUGUGCAAGGACCCACUUGGUAUUUGCUGCCUCGUGGGUACGUGGCGCAGCCCGAUCGCGUCGAUGCUCUUGCCGCUCGUGGCGUGCCUUGCCGCCGGCAACUGUGCCCUGCUGCGACUGCCAUUGGACGGCACCACCAACCACACGAACGCAGCUUUGGCGUUUCUCGUCGACAAGUACAUGGACCCGAGUAUCGUGCGCUUUGUCUCGGGCGGUCAUGCGACGACCAGCGUGCUGCUCACGCAUGCGAUCGAUCUGGUGCUGUGCGACGGCGUCGAAGUCUUGGAGCAGAGAAUGAUCGCCAAGGGCGCUGCCGAGACACUUACGCCCGUGGUGCUUGGACGCGGCGGCAAGUCGCCCGCCAUCGUGCACUCUGACGCGCACCUCGCGACAACCGCACCUCGGUUGGUCUGGGGCGCGUUCCUACACGCCGGACAGUGCCUCUCUCGACCCGACUACAUCCUCGUCGACGCAACGAUUGGCCCCAAGUUUGUCGCGGCCCUUCGCGACGCCAUCGUCGACGCCUUUGGCGCUGUGCCCGAAGCCUCGGGCUUCUUCGGGCGCCUUGUCAACGACGCGCAGUUUGACCGCCUCGACCGACUCUUUGAAGCCGACCGGCCGUUCCUCGUGCAUGGCGGCGCUUGCGACCGGGCUGAGCGCUUCUACGCGCCAUCGGUGUUUGACUUUGCGGAUGACACGCGGGCGUUUGAGACGAGCGCGUGCAUGCAAGAGGUCGGACCGAUCGUCGGACCGCUGUUGCUUGUUGCCUACUACAACGACCUCGACCAGGUGCUCGCCCGUCUCCGAGCCUACCCGACGCCGCGCGCCCUCUAUCUGUUUACGCAGAGCCGCCACGUCAAGCAGCUCGUGGUGGCCAACGCGGUCGCUGGAGCCAUGUGUGUCAACGACACGGUUGUGCAGGAGACGAGUCGCCAUCUCCACCGCUUUGCAGCCAUGUUUUCGCAAACCAAGUGCGUGUUGUACAAGUCGAGCUACUUUGACGUGGUCCAGCGCUACCCGCCGUACACGCCCACGCGCCAGCGGCUGCUGCGCGCCUCGCUGCGCCCCGUUCCGCGUAUGACGUGGAUUGUACUGUGGAUCAGCGUCGCCGUAGUCGUGCUGGUGGUCGCUCUCGUGCUCGGCCUCGUGCUCUAA